UGUCGCCGGUAAGAACCGUCGCAUAGUAGGCGGGUCUGCGGUGCAACCACACCAGUACCCGUGGCUGGUGUCGCUCAUGUUGGGCCAGAAGCUACACUGCGGGGGCGCUAUUAUUACUGACCUUCAUAUCCUCACCGCCGGACAUUGUAUUACAUUUGGGGUAAAUUUCCGGGAUUUAACAGUGAACGUGGGCAUGCACGACCGCCUCAGUUCUUCGUUCUCCGUUUUCUAUGUUGUUAAGGGUGAAAAGCAUCCAAACUUCAAGUCAAACGCGGUCAGAGACAUAAACGAUAUUGCUGUACUAACACUAGAUAAACGACUGAAAUUCUCUGAUAAAGUGCAACCAAUUUGCUUACCGAAGGAAGAUAUGGAAUUCAGUGACAUAGUGCUAACUGUAGCUGGAUGGGGUAAAACAAGACAAGGUGCGUUGACAUCUUCAAGAUAUCUGCAAGAAACUAAAGUAAAACAAGUUGAUUCUGAAGAGUGCACAAAAUCAACUAUAUAUAAAGAUAACCUAGUCCCUGAGGCAAUGAUGUGUGCAUACAAUCUUGGGAAGGACGCGUGUCAGGGAGAUAGUGGCGGACCUUUGUUUUCAACUCAUCCAGUCACUCAGAAUUCAAAAUGGUACCAAGUCGGAAUAGUAUCGUGGGGUAUAGAUUGUGCUAUGCCGGGUUACCCAGAAUGUGGAAAGCCGUCAGAUUCAGUUUUCUCUAUGAGGAUAGUGGGAGGUAGGAGAGCGGAGCCACAUUCAUACCCUUGGACUGUGGCUAUCAUCAACAACGGUCGUAUGCACUGCGGGGGCGCACUGAUCACUACCAAGCAUGUUCUCAGCGCUGGACAUUGUUUUAAAUGGGAUUCGAUAAGAGAUAUGAUGGUUCUUCUCGGUUUGGACAACAUGGACGAUCUGUCUAACGUUGAGAAACGGAAUAUAUCUUCAGUCGUUAUACACGAGCAGUUCUCUUCGACAGCUCUACGAGACGAAAAUGACAUCGCUAUAGCUACUUUGAAUGCACCUGUACCAUUUGGAGAGACUAUUGCUCCGAUAUGCUUACCCAAUCCAGGCCAAAGCUUCGGUGGUUACGUUGGUACUAUAGUGGGUUGGGGACGAAUAGGAGUUGAUAAAUCUUCAUCCAGAGUUCUCAUGAAGGCAUCACUAAAGAUACUGUCUGAGGAAGACUGCAUGGCGUCUAAAUUAGCAGACCAUCUGAAGCCAAUGAUGAUGUGUGCGUUUUCUAAAGGAAAAGACGGAUGUCAGGGUGACAGCGGCGGCCCGCUUUUGGUGUAUGACACGAACGGAAGAUAUGUGCAAGCUGGUGUCGUUUCUUGGGGAAUUGGAUGCGCCGAUCCGAGAUAUCCAGGAGUCUACACUAAAGUUAGCCACUUCAUUGAUUGGAUUCGUCAACAUUCUGCUAGUGGGGAAACGUGUGAAAAUUAAUUGUAAUUUUUAAAUAAAGUA
This is a messenger RNA of Papilio machaon (common yellow swallowtail), 1456 nucleotides long. RefSeq names its product trypsin-1. Bases 77 to 1435 code for a protein of 452 amino acids. Gene Ontology annotation, molecular function: serine-type endopeptidase activity. The transcript has 11 exons. The record is from RefSeq and is a predicted model, not a curated record. Gene Ontology annotation, biological process: proteolysis. Lineage: Eukaryota; Metazoa; Arthropoda; Insecta; Lepidoptera; Papilionidae.